AUGGCCAGCAGUUCUUCAGAGGGACAAUGUGAGACCUUGGUAGCAACAGAGGAAGAUGAUUUGGAUGAAAUUGAAAAGAUAAUGCAUGAAGUCAUGGGAAACAAGGAGUCAAUGGAGGAAGUUCUGGUCCCAAUGCAGAUCACAGACCGGAUUUUUUUCAUUGAUUUAGCCAACAGGAAAUUGAAAACUAUCCCAUGGCAAGUGUUUGAUCUGGAAGACCUAGAGGAGCUGCAUCUGGAAAGAAAUGAAAUUUGUAGCAUCCCAAGAAUGAUAGGUCAUCUGAAGAAUAUACGAGUGCUUUACCUGAAUAAGAAUAGGAUAAAAGGCUUGUGCUGGGAACUGGGAGAACUGAAACGUCUUCAAAGCCUGGAUUUGAGCAGUAAUCCACUUUCUUACAAUUCACUUACAGUCAUCAGUAAAAUAAGGUCCCUUUGUAAUCUCAGGUUCUAUAAUUUAAAUCUGGAUAAAUUUCCCCUGGAAAUCUGCAAAUGCCUCCAUCACCUGAAGCUGCUGGGACUCUCUAAUAAUAAUCUAAACUGCCUUCCCAAGGAAAUAGUUAAUUUCACCAAACUUGAAGAGAUCUAUCUAAAGGAGAACAGGUUUGAACAUUUUCCCUUGGAACUUUGUCAACUGUAUAAUCUAGAAAUUAUAGAUCUCGAGAGAAAUAAUCUGAGCGUCAUUCCAGAUGACAUUUCCUCCUUGCAGAAUUUAUCUCAGCUUUUUCUUGCCCGCAACAAGCUGGCAACUUUACCUGAGUCACUGAGCAACUGUUGGAAAUUGUCCGUGCUUGAUUUGUCAACAAACCAAUUGCACAGACUUCCUCGAAGUUUGAAGGAAUUGACAGAAAUGAAGGAAUUUGGGUUAUCGGGGAAUGCCCUGGUUAGUUUUCCACGCCAGAUACGAUGCUGGAAAUGCCUUGCUGUGGUUUAUAUGAAGAACUGUGCCCUGAAAACGGUACACCCUUCCAUUGGAAGACUAACCAAUAUACUGAUUUUAGAUCUAAGUGAAAAUCUUCUGGAGGAAUUCCCAAGGCAGAUUUGUGCAAUGGAAAAUCUGGAGGUAUUGUCCCUGGAUGACAAUCAGAUAAGUGAGAUACCUCCAGGCGUAUAUAAGCUUUACCAGCUAAAAAGCCUUGGUCUAACCAGCAACAGGUUCAUCUCAUUCCCCAAGGAAAUAUUCCAUAUUGUAUCUCUAGAGAAACUGUACAUGGGACAAGAUAAUGGGACCAAAUUAACAGCUUUACCAGAGAACAUCAGCAACUUGCAGAAUUUAAAAGAACUAUACAUUGAGAACAACUUCUUGGAGUAUCUUCCAUCAAGCAUAGGUUUAUUGAAUAACCUGGAAAUACUUGACAUUCAUAACAACUUCCUUAUAGAACUGCCUGACUCCAUAUGCCAACUACAAGGUUUGAAAAAGUUAUUCGUCCAUAACAACCAGUUAUUUCAAAUCCCACAGAACUUGGACAGCAUAGAAAAAUUGCAAGUUCUAUCGCUGGAAGGGAACCCUAUGAUGGCUCCACCAGUUGAGGUGUUCAGACAAGGGUUGCCAGCCAUAUGGGAAUAUUUACGGCAAGAAAGACAAAAGAAGGACAAGACCAUAAAGGUCCAGGCUUGGUGGCGUGGCCUAAUGGUACGCAAAGGGUUUGGAGCCUAUUCAGAGAUCCUGAAAAUGAUAAAGAAGGUCAAGAAAGACAAAAAAGAGAAGAAGGGCAAGGAGAAAGAAAAAGACAAGGGCAAGGGCAAGGGCAAAAAGAAAUAA
Messenger RNA from Candoia aspera, 1758 nucleotides. It is a transcript of the gene LRRIQ4, whose product is annotated as leucine rich repeats and IQ motif containing 4. Lineage: Eukaryota; Metazoa; Chordata; Lepidosauria; Squamata; Candoiidae. Gene Ontology annotation, biological process: signal transduction. The transcript is spliced from 6 exons. Gene Ontology annotation, molecular function: protein binding. The coding region runs from base 1 to 1758 and encodes 585 amino acids. The record is from RefSeq and is a predicted model, not a curated record.